Messenger RNA from Eimeria necatrix, 1116 nucleotides. RefSeq lists its product as hypothetical. The coding region runs from base 1 to 1116 and encodes 371 amino acids. Lineage: Eukaryota; Apicomplexa; Conoidasida; Eucoccidiorida; Eimeriidae. The record is from RefSeq and is a predicted model, not a curated record. The transcript has a single exon.
AUGGCGUGGCUGCGGCCCGGGGCCGCCUCGCAGGCUGCUGCAGGGCCCCUCUUCCAGCCCGAGGGCUUUGCUGCGGCCCCGGGGGCCCCGGGGGCCCCGGGGGCCCCGGUGGCCCCGGGGGCCCCCGAGGCCCCGGUGACCCCAGCAGCAGCAGCAGCAGCAGCAGCCCCGGACUCGCCGCUGCGGCCGCUGCUGCAGCAGCGCCGCAAGAACCGGACCAAUGGUCUCGCGUAUGCCGGUGCAGCAACCCUUGUGCUUUUUGCUGCGCUGCUGCUGCGGCGCGGCUUUGCUGCUGCGCCGCAGCAGCAGCGGGGGCCCUCCGUGGGGCCCCCCACAGACCCGCGGCCCCUCUCGCCCUUCGGGGCCCGCAGGACCCUGGGGGCCCCCGGGGGGCCCCUGGGGGCCCCCGAGGGGCCCCUGGGGGAGCUCGAAGGCAAAAUCAGACCCCAAAAAAGAAGAAGAAGUGAAUUUUUUCAAGUGGGAAAUGUUAGGAAGCGGCGGCUGCUGUCUUUCUAUGAAGCUUCUGCUGCAGCAGAGCUGCUGGCGGCUCUGACGCGGGCCUUUAACGACAGUUCGGGAGCAGCAGCAGCAGCAGGGUGCAGCGCGCCGACGGAGGAAGCAGCAGCAGCAGCAGCAGCAGCAGCAGCAGGGGACGGCAGCGCCGCCUUACAAGUGCAGCCGCAGCAGUCCAGCGAUUUGCUGCAGUGGGCCAAAGCCCUGGGGCUGCCCCACGGCUUAAAAAGGCAUCAAAGGCCCUGGACUAUUGCCCACAUAUCCAGCAGCAGACACAGCAGCAGCAGACACAGCAGCAGCAGCAGCAGCAGCAGCAAAGAAGAGGCCCCACACGGCGGCGCAGCAGAAGACCCACCCAGGGCCCCUCAAAGGCCCCUUGGAGAAGCUGCCCCACGGGGCCCCACAGGGGGCCCCAUAGGGGCCCCCGCGGGGGCCCCUGUGGGGCCCCCCGCGGGGGCCCCCGUGGGGGCCCCCCUGGGGGCCUCCGGAAAUGUUAUGGGGGGCCUCAUGAGCCGUUUGCGGCGCGCUGCUGCUUCUCGUGAGGAAGACCUUCUUAGCCUUUUGGGGCAGUGGCUUGGGGAGGCCCGGAAGGGAGAAAAGUGA